CGUACUCGCGUUAUCUCUAACGAGAAUGACGAAAACAGCACCACAACGCGUAUGACCAGAGCCAAGGCGGCGGCUCUUAACGUGGACGAUUCAGCACCCCCCUCCAAAGUUGGCCUUCAAACGAAGAAGGCAGCUGUCAGCACCACCACUGCCAACGGGCUUAGAAAACGCGCUGCACUUGGCGAUGUCAGCAAUGUCAGCAAAACGGAAGCCGCUGAAGGAAAGAAGGUUGCGGCCAAGGGUCUGGUGUCCAAGGCUGCUCAGCCUACAGGCAUUCAAAAGAGCACUCGCCCCACCGCCGGUCGGACAACUUUGAGUAGCAAGGAGGUGAAGAAGCCAGAGACAAAGAAGUCUGGGGCUGGUACUAUCGGACCCAAGAGAAAAAUUCCCGCGGCCGCACCCAAGGAGGAAGUUUCUGAAAACAAGGCUCCUGCGGCUCCUGCCAAAGCCGCCCCCGCGAAGGCUGCUCCAGUCAAGGCUGCCCCACAACCAGAUGCCAAGGAAUUGGCAAAAGCCGAGCUGCUUGCUAACAUCAAGAGUCUCGAUGAGGAGGAUCUGGACGACCCUCUUAUGGUUGCCGAAUAUGCGAAUGAUAUUUUCGACUACUUGAGAGAUCUUGAGGUUCAGUCAAUUCCCAACUCUGACUACAUGUCUCACCAGGAUGACCUCGAGUGGAAGACGCGAGGAAUCCUCAUUGAUUGGCUUAUCGAGGUUCACACUCGGUUCCAUCUGCUUCCCGAAACUCUGUUCCUGGCCGUCAACAUCAUCGAUCGGUUCCUCUCCGAAAAGGUUGUCCAGCUCGACCGCCUCCAGCUCGUCGGCAUCACAGCCAUGUUCAUCGCCUCCAAAUACGAAGAGGUCCUGUCUCCCCACGUGGAGAACUUCAAGAAGAUUGCCGAUGACGGUUUCAGCGAGGCUGAGAUUCUGAGUGCGGAGCGUUUCAUCCUUAGCACCCUCAACUAUGAUCUCAGCUAUCCCAAUCCCAUGAACUUCCUUCGCCGAGUCUCAAAAGCGGACAACUAUGACAUUCAAUCACGUACCAUCGGCAAGUAUCUUACGGAGAUUAGCUUGCUGGACCACCGAUUCAUGGCAUACCGCCCCAGCCAUGUCGCUGCUGCUUCCAUGUAUCUGGCACGGCUCAUGCUUGAUCGUGGCGAGUGGGAUGCAACUAUUGCGUAUUAUGCAGGUUACACAGAGGAGGAGGUUGAGCCUGUUGUCAACCUCAUGGUUGAUUACCUGGCACGACCUCCCAUUCACGAAGCAUUCUUCAAGAAGUAUGCUUCCAAAAAAUUCCUCAAAGCUUCUAUUCUUUCCCGCCAAUGGGCCAAGAAGAACGCGCCUUUGUUUGGUAUCGAAGAUCUUCAUCUGUCUUUGGACCAAAUUUCAUGA
Molecule: messenger RNA, 1389 nt
Organism: Trichoderma virens Gv29-8
Lineage: Eukaryota; Fungi; Ascomycota; Sordariomycetes; Hypocreales; Hypocreaceae
Exons: 4
Coding region: 52-1389 (445 amino acids)
Biological process (GO): G2/M transition of mitotic cell cycle; regulation of cyclin-dependent protein serine/threonine kinase activity
Cellular component (GO): centrosome; cytoplasm; nucleus
Molecular function (GO): cyclin-dependent protein serine/threonine kinase regulator activity
Source: RefSeq, a predicted model, not a curated record